This is a messenger RNA of Lymnaea stagnalis (great pond snail), 7800 nucleotides long. The record is from the annotation of a GenBank genome assembly. Lineage: Eukaryota; Metazoa; Mollusca; Gastropoda; Lymnaeidae.
UUAAGGUAAGAUGGCCGCCGAUAUAUCAACAUCAAAAAGAAACCAAUACAAAGGAUAAAAAAAAAUUACAAAUAAUAACAUCGUCCUACUGAAAGAACUUAUUGAAAAUGGAGAGCGAUGAUGCCGACGAUAAGAGAAAUGUUCACAAGAAAAAUGCUGAAGGUGAUCUCAAAUACGUGGUGGCUGGUGUCGUAUCGGGUCUAGUCUUGUGUCUUCUGGGAGUCAUCGUAAUGUUCUUAACAAACACCUAUGAAUACAGAUCUUUGAAAUCAAAAGAAACCAAAUCAGAGAAUGUGAGACGAUAUUUGUUGUUGCUGCUGCAUUUUUUAGUGUUAAUAACAUUUUGGUUGUGAAAGUUAUUUUGAAAAAAUAAAAAUAAAUGAUAAUCAGCUUUAAAUAUUAAAAUACAUACCCAUGGCCGACACUAGCUAGCAUAAUUGACGCCCCAAGGAAUUUCUAAAGUUUGGCUCCCCUACCUCCUAAAAUCAUAGGAGGUCAUCAACUGUUGAUAAUUUAAAAGUUGUCGCAGGAGAAGACAGAAGAUAAGGUCCUUAAAUAACAGUGUCAUUAUGACAAGUAAUAAAUAUAAUAAUCAGUAAAAUAUAAUAUAUCAGUGUAUUUUUUUUCUAUUGAACAUUAAAAUCGAAUCUGUUUAAAAACAAAAUCUAUCUAGUAAGAACAUUACUGACUUUCAGCUUGAAUUUUCUCGAGUAAAUAUUAUUAUUUUUUUAGUUUUAAAAAGUUUUAUUUUCAUAUUGACUUGAGUCGUUUUCUUCAACCUUGUGGUGGCAAAAGCAUCAAUGGCAUCGUCAUAAUCUGGUCAACAGAAAACAUUAACAAUUUAAACAGAAAAAUCCAAAGAAGGGAGCCGUUCUCGAUGCACUUAUGGUGUUUGAAUCAAUUGUAUCAAUUUAGUUUAUAAAAAUACUCCCCCCCCCUCCCACCAAUUCAGUGCUAAAUAAAAAUUAACAACAAAAUUUGGAGAAAAUUUGACGCGUACUAUAUUUGAAAAACCAACAAAGCACCAGACAUUAGAUCUACAACAUUUUAAAUUAUAAGUUCUGUUACUUUAGUAUUUACAAGUUUUGUUUACGUUCAAAAUGAUAAAUGAUGUCCUAGAAUUCGGCGGUCCAGAUGUUGACCUUCUUUGCCUGUACAAAAAGGAAGGCCGUGGACGUCGCAAACAAUGCAUUCCGAUUUCAAGUUACACACUGGAACGUGAAAUACAGCUAGAACAAUAACAAAAACACAUUUAUUUUAAUACCCAAAGAAAAUAUAUUGUUUUUUUUGUUCUUCUUUUUCCCCCACUGAGCCGAUAGUUCAAUCAAAAAAAGACAAUUUAAAAUAUGGUGAGACGCUUACAUGAAAAAUACAAAUUGUUUUAGGGAGCCCGCUUCAUCAGUGGCCCACUCCCCGUGCCGCGGGAAGGCGACGCUGUGACCAGUCAACUCCCGUGCCUAACCAAGCCAUGUGUGGAGACAAGCGGCUACAUCUUAAACAAGAUGGACUUUUCUGUCAACCCUUGUGAUGAUCUGUAUCUCUACUCUUGCGGUGGACUCCAUGCCAAGACGAAAAUUCCUAGAAAAGAGUUCGUUAAUUUGUACUCAGAAGCAGAUGGUCGGCUUUUUUUGAGGUUACAAAAGGUAAUUUUGAUUUAAAAUAAAAUGAUUUGCAUUAACCUUCAACGGCGAAACAGGACUACUGGUACAUUUAGAUACGCUUCAAGUAUCAUUCAAGAAAUGUUUUCGAAAGUGUUUUUUUUUUUUAAUUUUUAAAAUUUGUAAAUUUCUUUGCAGAUUUUGUCCUCCAAUGAUACUGAGCUAUUUGGCAAGAAAUCAAGCGCUGUUUUCAAGAUGAAAACAUUUUAUCAAAUGUGUAUGGAUGAAAAGGAUCUGGAGGAGAAGAAUACGUCCAGGGUGUUACAGGUAAUUAGAUCUGUAUUGUUGAUAAAGUUAUGCAUAUUGUUUAAAAUUUUUCAUAGAUGAGUGUCUUAUAUGACAACCUGUGGUAAGAACUUUUAUUACAUGACAAUUUCGGGUAAAAAAAAUUCUCACAGGAGUUCUUAUUUAUUAUACUUACUUACGUACUGAUGACUUUCUACCCCGUCUGGGGCAAAGGUGGUCUACAAGAACUUUCCACUCAUCACGGUCCUGUGCUUUCCGUUCCAAUUGCUUCCAGGUGUAUCCCAUAUUUUGUGUGACUGCCUCUAGCUCGUGUCUCCAUGUAUUCUGAGGCCUUCCUCUCUUUCUUUUCCCCUGUGGGUUUUAUGUUAGGCAUUGUCUGGUGAUGUUAUCUGGGGGUUUUCGGAGCGUAUCCCCUACGCAACUCCACCUUUUCUUUAUGAUAUCUUCAUCAAUGGGCACCUGGUAUGUCCUUUCUAGUAGAUCUUUGUUAUUGAUAGUAUUUUGCCAUUUGAUGUUCAGGAUCUUUCUAAGGCAUGUGUUUAUGAAUAUCUCCACUUUCUGCAUAAGGCUCACUGUUGUUUUCCAUAUAGUAGGACUGUUUUGACAUUUGUAUUAAAGAUUUUGACUUUGGUUUGCAGGUUCAGCUCCUUCGACUCCCAUAUUUUCUUUAAUAGCACAAAUUCUGAUCUAGCCUUUCCAAUUCUGGCCCUUACGUCAGCAUCGGAUCCGCCAUUUCUGUCUAUGGUGCUGCCUAAGUCAUUGAAGGACUCCACUUCUUCCAGUGCCUUUCCUGCCAGACAAAUAUGCUCUUGGUUGGAUGGGUUUACCUUCAUGAUUUUUGUCUUGCUUUUAUUUUUAUUUAGACCAAGAUGUGCUGAAAAGGUGACUACGUCUUUUUUCUUUUCCUGCAUUUGCUUCUGGUUGUGGGACAGAAGUGCAAUGUAGUCUGCAAAGUCUAAAUCAUUCAGUUGUUCCCAGAGUGUCCACUGUAUCCCUUUUCUCUUUUUGUCUGUGCAUUUUUUUCAUUAUCCAUUCAAUUGCAAGGGUGAAAAGAAAUGGGGACAAGAGGCACCCUUGUCUGACUCCUGUUUUGACUGUACAGGAAUCUGUGAGUCUACCUUCUUGGAUCACACUGCAUGUCAUUUCUUUAUAAGAGCUCUGAAUGACCCAGACUAGUUUCCCCGGUACUCCAUAGUGCCGAAGAAGUUUCCACAAGGUUUGACGGUCCAGGCAAUCAAAGGCCUUUUCUUAGUCUUUAAAAUUUAUAUAUAGGGGGAGUUCCAUUCGAUGGACUGUUCUACAAUGAUUCUUACUGAUGCAAUUUGAUCGGUGCAUGAUCUGUUUUGGCGGAAGCCGGCCUGUUGAUCUCGUAGCUGCAUGCCGACCUGUUCUUUCAUUCUGUUCAAAAUAAUUCUAUUAAAGACCUUUCCUGGUACAGAUAGCAGUGUGAUUAUUCUGUAAUUUGCACAAUUGCUAAGAUCCCCUUUCUUUGGUAUCUUGAUUAGGUAUCCUUCUUUCAAAUCUUUUGGAACUCUCUCUUUUUCCCAUAUCUUUUCAAACAGAGGGUGGAGCAUAUUGACUUUUGUACAUAUAUCAGCUCUCAUCAUGACUGCUGUGAUGUUAUCGGGUCUUGGCGCUUUCCCUAUUUUGAGCUGCUUGCUGGCGAGAGCUAUUUCUUCCUUAACACGAAGUUCUAGUAGGAUUAAUUUCCUUACACUUGAACGUCAGCUGAAACUUAGAUAACAUUUUUGUAUUUUAAAAAAAAUCAAAUAAAUCUGUCUGACAUUUACUUUGUCAUUCUCCAUGUUUUGCUGGGACGUAAUAUCUGUGAUAUUUCUCUGUCAUAUAUAAUCUCUGUCUCUCUGGAAAUGGACAUCAGGGAUAUUUUUCUGUGUCAUUCUCCAUGUUUUUUCUGGAAAUAAAAUCGUUUGGGGACGACGAGUUUUCCACAGGAGCUGAGUUUCUGGACCCAGACCAUGGAACCAGAUAUUUAUUUUGUUAAAUGUUUUGUUCAAAAGAAAUUUUAAAUAUGCUGAGAAAUGAAUUGAAUUAUGUGAUAGUAUCACGAAUGUCACAGGUCAUCAGCUAUCUCGGUUCCUGGACUUUGUCCAACGUCGGUGUUGUUCCUUUUGACAAGCGGAAAUGGAGUCUUCAGACAACGCUGACAAAACUCCACAAGAUGGGAUUCAGCUUGUUCUUCAGCUUAGAACACCAGGAAGUCCUCAAUACAGAAACUAAAAGACUGAUGAAACUAUUGCUCGUAAGUAGUCAGCUGAUUAUAUGUCAAUGUUUAAUGCACGUAGCUAGUCAGCUUAUUACAUGUCAAUGUGUACAGCAUGUAGCUAGUCAGCUUAUUACAUGCCAAUGUGUACAGCAUGUAGCUAGUCAGCUUAUUACAUGUCAAUGUGUACAGCAUGUAGCUAGUCAGCUUAUUAAAUGUCAAUGUGUAAAGCAUGUAGCUAGUCAGUUUAUUACAUGUCAAUGUGUACAGCCUGUAGCUAGUCAGCUUAUUACAUGUCAAUUGUACAGCAUGUAGCUUGUAAGCUUAUUACAUAUCAAUGUGAACAGCAUGUAGCUAGUCGGCUUAUUACAUCUCAAUGUGUACAGCAUGUAGCUAGUCAGCUUAUUACAUCUCAAUGUGUACAGCAUGUAGGUAGCAAGACUCCUACGAGCUCACCGUAACCCACCCUCCCCCUUCCCCGGAUGACUCGAUGGUCCUAGUCGAUUUCGACCGACCGACGAACAACAACAACAUGCCAAUUUUUAAUGCAAUGUGGGUAGUCGGCUUAUUACAUGUCAACGUAUAAUGCAUGUAGGUAGUCGGCUUAUUACAUGUCAAUGUAUAUUGCAUGUAGGUAGUCGGCUUAUUACAUAUCAAUGUAUAUUGCAUGUAGGUAGUCGGCUUAUUACAUAUCAAUGUAUAUUGCAUGUAGGUAGUCGGCUUAUUACAUGUCAAUGUAUAUUGCAUGUAGGUAGUCGGCUUAUUACAUGUCAACGUAUAAUGCAUGUAGGUAGUCGGCUUAUUACAUGUCAAUGUAUAUUGCAUGUAGGUAGUCGGCUUAUUACAUAUCAAUGUAUAUUGCAUGUAGGUAGUCGGCUUAUUACAUGUCAAUGUAUAUUGCAUGUAGGUAGUCGGCUUAUUACAUGUCAACGUAUAAUGCAUGUAGGUAGUCGGCUUAUUACAUGUCAAUGUAUAUUGCAUGUAGGUAGUCGGCUUAUUACAUGUCAAUGUAUAUUGUAUGUAGGUAGUCUGCUUAUUACAUAUCAAUGUAUAUUGUAUGUAGGUAGUCGGCUUAUUACAUGUCAAUGUAUAUUGCAUGUAGGUAGUCGGCUUAUUACAUGUCAACGUAUAAUGCAUGUAGGUAGUCGGCUUAUUACAUGUCAAUGUAUAUUGCAUGUAGGUAGUCGGCUUAUUACAUGUCAAUUGUACAGCAUGUAGCUUGUAAGCUUAUUACAUCUCAAUGUGCACAGCAUGUAGCUAGUCAGCUUAUUACAUCUCAAUGUGUACAGCAUGAAGCUAGUCAGCUUAUUACAUCUCAAUGUGUACAGCAUGUAGCUAGUCAGCUUAUUAUAUCUCAAUGUGUACAGCAUGUAGGUAGCAAGACUCCUACGAGCUCACCGUAACCCACCCCCCCCCCCCACCCGGAUGACUCGAUGGUCCUAGUCGAUUUCGACCGACGGACGAACAACAACAACAUGCCACUUUUUGAUGCAAUGUGGGUAGUCGGCUUAUUACAUGUCAAUUUAUAUUGUAGGUAGGUAGUCGGCUUAUUCUAUGUCAAUGUAUAUUGUAGGUAGGUAGUCGGCUUAUUAAAUGUCAAUGUAUAUUGCAUGGAGGUAGUCGGCUUAUUACAUGUCAAUGUAUAUUGCAUGUAGGUAGUCGGCUUAUUAAAUGUCAAUGUAUAUUGCAUGUAGGUAGUCGGCUUAUUACAUGUCAAUGUAUAUUGCAUGUAGGUAGUCGGCUUACUAAAUGUCAAUGUAUAUUGCAUGGAGGUAGUCAACUUAUUACAUGUCAAUGUUUAUUGCAUGAAGGUAGUCAACUUAUUUCAUGUCAAUUUUCAUUGCAUGAAGGUAGUCAAAUUAUUACAUGUCAAUGUUUAUUGCAUGAAGGUAGUCAGCUUAUUACAUUUCAAUGUUUAUUGCAUGUAGGUAGUCAACUUAUUACAUGUCAAUGUUUAAUGCAUGGAGGUAGUCAACUUAUUACAUGUCAACAUUUAUUGCAUGAAGGUUAUCAACUUAUUACAUGUCAAUGUUUAAUGUAUGGAGGUUGUCAACUUAUUACAUGUCAAUGUUUAUUGCUCGAAGGUAGUCAACUUAUUUAAUGUCAUUUUUUAUUGCAUGAAGGUAGUUAACUUAUUACAUGUCAAUGUUUAUUGCUCGAAGCUAGUCAACUUAUUACAUGUCAAUGUUUAUUGCUCGAAGGUAGUCAACUUAUUUCAUGUCAAUGUUUAUUGCAUGAAGGUAGUCAGCUUAUGACAGUUAUUGUCUACUGAUAUAUUGUUUAUCAGCUGAUAUUUUAAAGUUUAAGAAAACUAAAGUUUUAAAAUUACCAAGAAAUUAUUAGGAAAUCUUACAGUUAAUUGGUUGACAAUGUGUAAUGCUAAUUGUUGUCCUGUUUCCUAAAAUAUUUCAGUUCAAGCCAUAUGAUCCAACCACAUACAUGAGUUUGUACUUAGCUGCCCCACACUAUCGUGCGUAUGUGAUUGAUAGCAUAAUGAGAAAGGCGCAUACAUUGGGUGGAAGCCCUUGGAACAUCCAAUCAAAAGCUGAGGCGGUACUCAAUUUUUUUGAUUCCCUGGUAGGUUGUGACGUCACAGAUCUAUCUUUAAAGUUAUAACAUAUUUGAACCACGUGGCAUCGCAGAUCUAUCUUUAGGUUUAUAACAUAUAUGAACCACGUGCCUUUCAAUAAUCUUGAGUCAAUUUAAUUUUAUCGUUAAUAAUGAUACGAAAUGAACGAGUUAAGAUUCUCUCCUUUGUGAAAUAGUUCAUAAAACUUGUUGGUUGUCUUUUCGCUUCAUUUUACACACGUCGUUGAAAUACAGCGAGCGUUCAAUUGUUUCUAGGUUACAAAUAGUAAAAGAGAGAUGUGUCACUUUUCCAAAUACUUAAAGUCAAUUACAUUCAUCUUUAUAAUAUGUCAAUUUUAUACUGUACUAAUCAAGUGCAAUAAGUAAGAAAGUCCUUAUUUAUACCGUGCUCCAUAUGGACAGCAGGUCACAAUGAUCAUUAAAUAUCCCGUGGGACUUCUUAAAAUUUCACCCUAAGUCAUUCAGUUGAUCAUUUCAGUGUCGCUAGCUUCACAGCUCUCAUGAGGCAGUAUUUGUCUCUUUAGUUCAUUUUGACAAUGUUUGAGACAAAGAGAAGAAUUACAACUACACGCACACUAGCUGUUGUCAUUAUGAUGAAAAAAAUCAGACAGAAGUUCGCAUCUGCCGAGUGUCCUACCUUACAGUUUAUUUUCCAGGUAUUCAAACAACAUCUUGAGACAACGGAACCGGUCACCAUCGACUCUUUGCAGCAAAAAAUGGGUUCUUUGGUAUGUGAAUUUUCGGUUUAAUGAGAACUAAAAGAGUUAAAACAAUUUAAUACAAAGACUUGUUUAGUCCGCUACCUGGACGGGGGUAACGCUUUUAAGAUUAGGACUUCAUAAAUAUUGUAGAAUGUUUAGAAACUUUAGAUCGGUGAACAGGAAUCAAACUUUCAGUGGAAUAUUUUAAAAGCAUCCUUUCCCCUUUAACUGCUGCAUAUUUUGAUCCUCUUAGCUGGAUGUGAAGCAGUACCUCAGAGAGACGUUUGGCGUUGAAGUAGGUUCAGAUGAAAAUUCGACGUACUGUUCUGACCCUGGAUAUUUCGAUUCAUUAGGAAACGCUUUUAAAAAAUUUGACAGCGAGUAA